AUAUGCUAACUGUCGUUGACACAAAUCUUUUCUUCACAUUCCAUCCAUAAAUAUGGUAUAGGCUCCCUCCAAUUUACAUGGCCAACAAAAAUAAUAUCAAACUCUUUUUUAAAAAAUAUAUCUUCAAAAAGGUAACAAUGUACCAAGCACUUCCUUACAAGGCAUGGCACACAACAAAUUUAUUUCCUACACCAUCAUCCUUGAAUGAUCAUGCAAGUUUAUCUUUGUCGAAAUGGAUGGCGGUGAAGGGGGAGAGUAUAGACAUUAAGAGUCUAGUUGAUGAAAAUGCAGUGACAGUUUUUGGACGACGUGGGUGUUGCAUGAGCCAUGUUGUACGACGUUUGCUACUUGGCCUUGGAGUUAGUCCAGCUGUUUAUGAAAUUGAUGAGCAAGAUGAGCAACUCGUCGUAGAUGAGCUUAAAAAAGUGGGGUCCAACUGUGGUGGUAGUGAAAAACUGGUGAGUUUUCCGACGGUGUUUAUUGGUGGGCGGUGGUUUGGUGACUUGGAUAAGGUUAUGGCGGCUCAUAUUACUGGCGAGUUGACUCCAAUUCUUAAAGAUGCAGGGGCCUUAUGGCUUUGAAGUAUGAGCAAUUAAAUAAGAAGAAACUGCUUUUUUUUUUUGGGGGGGGGGGUUGUUUUUGUAUUUAUUGUAACUGAUUUCACCUAAACCCCAUAAAUAUAAUACAAAAUUUUUUAAAAAAAAAAACCGAUGUAUAUUAAUAUAGUGAAUGGCGGGAUUGGCGGUAACAAAUAAGAAAGAAUUUGUUACCAAAUUCUACCAAAUUCCUUCACGUGCUUCCUGGCAAAACUUGAGACACAUUAUUUUCUCUCUCUUCCUCAUACUCUACUUUCUCUCUCUUCUUCAUAUGGUACUUUCUCUCUCUUCUUCAUACUUUACUUUCUCUCUCUUUCAUUUUCAUCAUAUUUUCCCUUAAUCUUUGCGAUUUAAUUAGAUUUUCGGCUUAGAUUCCUUCUCUUAAGGUGAAGCGAGCUCUAACUCGAAGAAAGAGUCAUCGUCGUCGCUUUGCUCGGUGAGAUAGUCGGAAAUGGUAGAAUCGGCAAUGGUUUCAAUACUUUCAGCGUCGCUAGCGAUGGUUUCGGCGGCGACUUUUGAUUUGUUUGAGUGAUUGUACUGUUUUUUCAUGACUUGUUAAUUUUGUGUUUAUUUUUGUUGAUUUUGAUACUCUGUUUUGCAUAUGUAGUUUAAUUACUUUUGUGAAAAAAAUGGUCACUUUUGUGAAAAAAAAAAGGGUUACUUUUGUUGAAAAAAAAAGGGUUACUUUUGUUGAAAAAAUGUCACUUUUGUGAAUAAAAAAGGGUCACUUUUGUGAAAAAAAGGGGUCACUUUUGUAGAAGAAAAAGGGUCACUUCUAUACGAAAAAAGGGUCACUUCUUGCAAAAUGUUCGAUGUACAAUAAAAUCAUUGUAAACCGGGGGCAUGCAAAAGGGAUUGUAAAUAUAAUCAUAUUUAGAAUUUAAUAAUGAUUUAGUAGUAAUAAAACAUUUCUUCUCUAGUCUGAGAUAUGUUGCCUUAAGAUGAAAAGACAAAACUAUGGUGUUAAAUUAAGACAGUUUUUGAAGUUUUACUUGAUUAAAGUUCCUACAAUUUCCCACUUAAAGUUGAGUGUAGGAUAAGCUACAUAACAUGAGGUGUGUCACAGCCU
This is a messenger RNA of Chenopodium quinoa (quinoa), 1665 nucleotides long. Its product is annotated as glutaredoxin-C9-like. Lineage: Eukaryota; Viridiplantae; Streptophyta; Magnoliopsida; Caryophyllales; Amaranthaceae. The record is from RefSeq and is a predicted model, not a curated record. The coding region runs from base 78 to 581 and encodes 167 amino acids. The transcript has a single exon.